GGCUAGGAAAGUGUUAAAGCCUUUUCUUCUGUGUUAGGUGGUGCUGCUGAAGACAUAUAUUCUUAAGAUUUUCAGAAGCAGGAAGCAAAUAGGAGUGAAGUGAGGCUUGGAAUUAAAGGGAAGUUGUUUCUUGGUGCAUAGAAUUAUCAAAGCGAAGUAUAAGAUUUCUUUCCUCUCUUUUAAGCUAAUCAGCAAUUAUUCUUUUUAAUCAUCUCUUUUCUAGUUUUGUUUAUCUGGUUAACAUGAUAAACCAGUAAGGAACAGGACAACGAGCUAAUCAUUUCAGCCGGACAGGUUGAUGCUAUAUGGGAUGAGCUGAGCUUCAAUUAAUCCUCAGGCUGAAGCUUUUACUGUCAAGGAUGUGGCAGGAAAGCCUUUUCCCCUCUCUGCUUAGAGUCUGAUGAAUCUGGAAUUUGGACCUUUGGAUACGUGUGAUUGUAUAUUAACCUGAACUACUUGACUUCUGUGCUAGCUAGAUGUCUGAAUGAAUGUUUAGAACAAAGCUAGGGCUGUGGAGAAGAAAAAAAACUCUGAACUUAAUUUUAAUUAUCUCACCUUGUGAACAAAAAAUUAAUUACUGAUGCUAGCAGUCAGGGAUGGAGUUUUUUCUACCCAUUUAUCUUGUUUGACCCCUGAGAAGCAGGAGAGCAGUCGGUUACAAUCUUUGCCUUGUGUUGCAACUGCACUGGGCAGGCAGGCCUGAGAUAAUUGAGCAAAAUGAGAGAUUUGCAAACCCAGAGAAGUGAGGUUUGUUUGUUUGUUUGCCCAAUAUUCUGCUCCUGCAAAUCUGACAAAGAACUUAUUGUUCCAAUUGCUGAUGUUUCAACUUAGUUUUCCAUUCUCAGUCUGACUGUUUAGUCUAGAGCUGGUAUUUGUGCGAGAACGUGCUGAUGCUCUUGUUGUAGAGUGUGCUAUUGCUCUGAGGGCUUUUGGAUAUGAUAAAGACGGAACAACCAAAUCGCCUGCCAGGUGGCUUUUAUCUAGUUAACGUUUACUCCCACAUCCCUCAAGCUUUUAGUCAAGAUCUGAAAUCUCUCUGUUAAGAGAUUUCUUUUUCUUUCUUAUUUGAACUUAGUCUUUCACUUUACACGUCAGGCACCCUCAGGCAGGAGAAUAGUUGAAGAUACCCUAGUAAGAACUGUAUCUAGUGAGCAAAGCCACACAGAGAACACGAGCGUGUUGUCCAUUUGUGUUCCCUUUGUGUCUCCUUCUCCUUUCCACUUUGGAGCACUUUUUAUGUGCAACAUGUGGCUGCCUGUCUAGAUAAUUGUCCAGGUGUGCUCCUAAGGUCUGCGUGCUCCAAGUGGUUUUUACUUUGCUCUUGGCUGCUGGUGGUCUUGGGACAUGAAACAUGCUUGUAAAGGGGAGGGUCCUCACUUUCAUUAUGAAGGUCUUAGGUAUGUCGAACUUGCAGGCAAUUAGUACUUCUAUUUUAAUUUAACCACAGCAGCUUAAUUCAUAGCCAGCUGCUGAGCAGACAAGUCGAGCUGAGCUGCUUUAGAUUAUCAGAGUGGUCUCCAGUGGACAAUUUUUGGAAGUUAUUUUUGUUUAUUCCUGAUAAAAAUGACCAGUCUGGUUUUCAAGAACGUUCUGAAGGACUGUCUGUUCUGGCAAAGACUGUUUUGUUCUUUGUGCUGAAGUUAAGCUUAAUUUUAGGAAAAACAGAGCAUCAGCUGUUGCUGGACAGUGUAUCUGAGUGGAGAAUUUGUGUCUGUGGAUGGCUGCACUAGUAUGGAACAGCUUAUGGGAUUUGGCUUUGAGUUUCUGCCUCGUCCAUCUGCAUUGAUUUAAAACUAGCUGUGAAUCUGAGGUGCUGUUAUUUAUAGGUAUUGCCAAUCCCAGCAUUAGCAGCAGAGAGAUGGUACGGUUUUGUCACCUCAGGAAAAUGUCAUCUGCUAUAUGAUAGUUCCAACCUAAUCGCCCUGAGGAAAUUGAGUGGAUAAUGGCUUUUGAAUUUCUGUGUUUAUGUAUAUUGUUGACAUCUUGUGAAAGUCCAGUAUCUGAGCUUCCUUUUGCUGAGAUUCCAUAUUUGAGGUCUUGAGUAAUUUCCUGCUUGCUCAGCUGCCUUGGUCCUCCUGGUCUCCUCUGCUGCUUUUUGAUAGAGUUGUCAAUUGAUUCUUAAUUGAUUGUUAUUUUGGCAAACAAGAGCAGUAUGGUGCAGCUGCCUGGAGGUUAGAAAUCUGCUGCUGCUGCACAGCUGCCUGCCUGCCUGCCUGCCCCAGGACCUGGUGGGAAGGGGCCUUCCAAGGCCCACGUUGUUCUCCGCCUUCCCUCCACUGUGCAGCUUUUGCAUCAGGAUCUUUGGCAUGCAGUGACUGAGAGGUUGCAUGGUGAAGCCUUACUCUUCUGUGGCUGUCAAUGCCCACAUCCCUCCGGAUUAUCUUCUUAGGAUCUGUGAGAGACUUGGGCCGCUUUUAGACAAGGAAAUCCCACAGAGCGUCUUAGGUGUGCAGACCUUGCUGGGUGUUGGGCGCCAAUCUCUGCUAAGGGCAGCAAAAGAUUUCAGACAUACACUAUGGAAGGGAUCAGCAUUUGCAGCUCUUCACAGAGGCCGGCCUCCCGAACUACCUGUAAAUUAUGGGAAACCACCAAACGUGGUAAAUAUCCUUUCUGCACGGCAAUUAACUGGAUGUGGACGUUUCAGCCACUUGUUCCCAACAUCCACCUACCAACAGAUGAAGAUGCACAAGAGGAUAUUAGGGCAUCUAUCUUCUGUUUACUGUAUAGCCUUUGAUCGCAGUGGGAGAAGGAUUUUUACAGGGUCAGAUGAUUGCUUGGUCAAAAUCUGGGCUACAGAUGAUGGGCGCCUGCUCUCAACGCUGCGAGGACACUCAGCUGAGAUUUCUGACAUGGCUGUUAACUAUGAGAACACGCUGCUUGCAGCAGGCAGUUGUGAUAAGAUUGUCAGAGUGUGGUGUCUUCGAACCUGUGCCCCAGUCGCAGUCCUGCAGGGCCAUUCUGCUUCCAUUACUUCCAUACAGUUCUCUCCAGCAAGAAAAGGCACAACACGAUACCUCACUUCUACUGGUGCUGAUGGAACAAUCUGUUUCUGGCAGUGGCAUGCUAACACCAUGAAGUUUAAGGAUCGCCCUGUGAAAUUUGCGGAGAGGUCCAGGCCUGGUGUUCAGAUAUCUUGUUCAUCUUUCAGUUCUGGUGGCAUGUUCAUUGCAACAGGUAGUACUGACCACGUGAUAAGAAUAUAUUAUUUGGGCUCAGAGUCUCCAGAGAAAAUGGCUGAGUUGGAAUCUCACACGGACAAAGUUGUCGCAGUUCAGUUCUGUAACAAUGGAGACAGUUUAAGAUUUGUCAGUGGAAGCAGAGAUGGAACGGCAAGAGUAUGGCAGUAUCAUCAGCAAGAAUGGAAGAGUGUAGUCCUGGAUAUGGCAACUAAAAUGACAGGAAACAAUGUAGCAUCUGGGGAGGACAAGGUGACUAAACUGAAGGUUACAAUGGUGGCUUGGGAUAGAUAUGAUGCCACUGUCAUCACUGCAGUCAACAAUUUCCUUCUCAAAGUGUGGAACUCAUCCACAGGGCAGCUUCUUCAUAGCUUAUCUGGUCAUGAUGAUGAAGUUUUUGUUCUGGAGGCCCAUCCAUUCGACCAAAGGAUUGUACUUUCCGCGGGUCACGAUGGAAAUAUUUUCAUAUGGGAUAUAGACAAAGGAACAAAAAUUCGUAAUUACUUUAACAUGAUUGAGGGCCAAGGCCAUGGAGCUGUUUUUGAUUGCAAGUUCUCACCAGAUGGACAGCAUUUUGCCUGCACAGACUCUCAUGGACAUCUGCUGCUAUUUGGAUUUGGAUGCAGUAAAUAUUAUGAAAAGAUUCCAGAUCAGAUGUUCUUCCAUACAGAUUACCGUCCACUGAUCCGUGAUGCAAAUAACUAUGUUUUGGAUGAACAGACUCAACAGGCUCCACAUCUUAUGCCUCCUCCAUUUCUGGUGGAUGUUGAUGGAAAUCCUCAUCCCACGAGAUUCCAGCGGCUGGUACCAGGGAGAGAAAAUUGCAAGGAUGAGCAACUUAUUCCUCAGCUGGGUUAUGUAGCUAAUGGUGAUGGUGAAGUAGUUGAACAAGUCAUUGGGCAGCAAACUAAUGACCAAGAUGAGAGUAUCCUUGAUGGGAUGAUCAGAGAGCUACAAAGGGAACAGGAUCUAAGACUAAUUAAUGAAGGAGAAACUCUUCCAAACCCUCCACUCAAUAGAUCUCACUCUGUUAAUGGAGCUCUUCGAAGUCCAGCAUUGGAAAUUGCAUCUCCACCAAAUGUUGGUCUCCGGAGAAGUGGUCAAAUUGAAGGGGUCCGGCAAAUGCAUCACAAUGCUCCCCGAAGUCAAAUGGCAACAGAGAGAGAUCUCAUGGCAUGGAGCAGAAGAGUGGUGGUGAAUGAGCUUCCUCCAGGCAUCAGCAAGGUCCAGGAAGAAUGUCGAGCUGCCAAAGGUGAAAUUGAAAUUGGUUUAUACACUGUUGAAAAGAAGAGAAAGCCAUCCCAUACCUUACAACGGAAUGAUUACCAACCAGGAAGUGGAAGAUCUUUGAGAAGGAACCAGCGCAAACGCCAGCACGCAUACCAGACCCGCUCCACAAUAGAGCACAGUCAGCAAGGAGCAAGUCAAAACUCACGUGCACGAGAGGAGUCAGACAGCUCCUCAGAGGAAGAUGAGACAGUUGGCACAAGCGAUGCAUCUGUGGAUGAUCCUGUGGCAACAUGGCAAAGUGACAGCAGCUCCAGUGAUUCAUCAAGUGAAUAUUCUGACUGGACAGCAGAUGCUGGAAUUAAUCUCCAGCCUCCAAAGAGACAAACGAGGCAGGCAGCUCGGAAAAUCUGUAGUAGUUCUGAAGAUGAAAAUUUGAAGGGAACAAAAGGAGUGGAACAAAAACGAAGGAAACUAAAACAACCCAGAAAAAAGAAACCAAGUGGACUGCUUUCAAUGGAAGGGGAACCCAGUGAAGAAUGGUUGGCCCCGCAGUGGAUCUUGGAUACCAUACCCCGCCGCUCACCUUUUGUCCCACAAAUGGGAGAUGAGAUCAUAUACUUCAGGCAAGGCCAUGAAGCUUAUGUGCGGGCAGUAAGAAAAGCAAAAAUUUACAGUAUUAACAUGCAAAAACAACCAUGGAACAAAAUGGAACUCAGGGAACAAGAAUUUGUGAAGACUGUAGGAAUUAAAUACGAAGUUGGGCCCCCUACACUUUGCUGCUUGAAGCUUGCAUUCCUAGAUCCAAUCACAGGCAAAAUGACAGGAGAAUCAUUUUCCAUUAAGUAUCAUGAUAUGCCAGAUGUUAUUGACUUCCUUGUGCUGCAUCAGUUUUAUAAUGAAGCCAAAGAGAGGAACUGGCAAAUAGGGGAUAGAUUUCGCAGUAUAAUAGAUGAUGCUUGGUGGUUUGGAACUGUGGAGAGUCAGCAACCUUUUCAGGCAGAAUACCCUGAUAGUUCCUUCCAGUGCUACUCUGUUCAUUGGGACAAUAAUGAAAGAGAGAAAAUGAGUCCCUGGGACAUGGAGCCAAUUCCAGAAGGAACUGCUUAUCCAGAGGAGGUUGGUGCUGGAGUUCCUGUGACUCCAGAUGAGCUGACAGCUCUUCUCUACAAACCCCAAGAAGGAGAAUGGGGGGCCCAUUCCAGAGAUGAAGAAUGUGAACGAGUAAUUCGGGGAAUUGAGCAACUUCUUUCUCUUGACAUUUCUAAUCCCUUUGCUGUUCCAGUGGACCUUAGUGCCUAUCCCAUGUAUUGCACUGUAGUUGCUUAUCCAACUGACCUCACCACAAUCAGGAGGAGACUUGAAAACAGGUUUUAUAGGAGAAUCUCUGCACUGAUGUGGGAGGUAAGAUACAUUGAACACAAUGCCAGGACUUUCAAUGAGCCAGACAGUCCUAUAGUCAAAGCAGCGAAAAUUGUAACAGAUGUAUUACUUCGCUUCAUUGGGGAUCAGAGUUGUACAGAUAUAUUAGAUAUAUAUAAUAAGGUGAAAGCAGAAGACCUGAGCAGUACUGAUGAAGAGGAAGAGGUGGCAGAAGUAGAUGUAGAUUCAGAUGCUCCAGGAACUUCCUCUGGAAAACAACGACAGGUAAGACGACGAAUAAAAAGACAGCCCAUGAAAGGAAGUCCUGAUGCUUGGAAAGAGCAAUGCAAGCAGUUGUUAAACCUGAUUUACGAAAGAGAGGACUCUGAGCCUUUUAGACAGCCAGUUGACCUCUUCUCCUAUCCUGAUUACCGAGAUAUUGUUGACACUCCUAUGGACUUCAGCACUGUGAAAGAAACCUUGGAAGCAGGGAAUUACACUAGUCCCUUGGAAUUCUACAAAGAUAUUCGUUUAAUAUUCUGCAACUCUAAAGCUUACACUCCUAAUAAAAAGUCUCGAAUUUACAGCAUGACACUUCGACUAUCUGCCUUAUUUGAAAAUCAUAUGAAGAAUAUCAUCUCUGAGUACAAGUCAGCAAUGCAAUGCCAGAAGAGGAAAAGGCCCCGGUACCGAAAACGACUAAGAAGCAGCAGCAGUUCACCGUCAACAAGCAGAGCCUCUAGUCCAAAAGGGAAACAGAAGCAAAUGAAGAUUCAACCUAAAACCAACCAGAAUACCUCAUUACCUUUGACUCGGACCAGCUCUUCAGUUUCAUCUCAUGUUUCAGAUACAACAGAGGAACCUCUGGGUUCAGCCGCUGGUGAAGAAGUGGAAGUCCAGCCAUCUUCCUCAGGCUCAAAUGCACAGAACCGAAGUGGAAAUACCAUUGAUCCAGGGAAAGUUAAACCAAUCAGAAGUAAACUGACACCAGUGAAACAAGAACACCAGUUUGCAUACACAAAGCAUAAAGGUCAUCUCUGGUGGCUAGCUCAGAGUUGGAUCAUCUCCAGAGCAUGCCACAAAGACAUACGAGAUCACUCUCCUGAUGGACCACUUACAAAUGGUGAUGGCAGAGAACCUCGGACAGGAGUGAAGAGGAAGCUAAUAAGUACAUCAGAAGAUGAGCAUCUAGAGGAGGGAGAGGCAGAGGAAGAAGAAAAUAAGAAAAGAGAAUUAAAGGAAAAAUCUGGUUUGUCUUCAUCAGAAAGUGGGGAAUCAGGAUCUAGUUCAAGUUCUGAAAGCAGAAGUGGCUCUGAUUCAGACUCUGAAUCAACAUCUAGAACAGAUCAGGAUUACAUUGAUGGAGACCACGACUACAGCAAAGUUGUGCAAUCCAAAAAACCCAAAAGAAAAAUCAAAAGAAAAUUCACCAGUGGGAAAAGGACCUGGCAGAGCAGAGGGACAGGAAGGAGAGGUAGAUGGGGAAGGUGGGGGAGAUGGAGCAGAGGGGGAAGAGGUGGUAGAGGUGGAAGAGGCUGUGGCAGAGGAAGAAGAGGUGGUGGCAGGGGCGGAAGAAGAGGCCGAGGAGGCAGAGGAGCCUCACGAGGAGCCACCAGAGCAAAACGUGCCCGAAUUACAGAUGACGAAUUUGAAACUCUGUUUGGAGGACAAUUCAGUGAAAACGUGUUUGGAGGCCGAUUCAGUAGACCACCUCGAAUCAGAACGAGGAAUGAGGGCAGAAGAACUGUCCUGUAUAACGACGAUUCUGAUAAUGACAAUUUUGUGCACACCGAGGAUCCUUUGAACCUUGGUACUUCCAGGUCAGGCAGGGUGCGGAAAAUGACAGAAAAAGCCAGGGUCAGCCAUCUCAUGGGAUGGAAUUAUUGACAGAUGAAAAACUUUGGAACAAUUUUAAAAAGAACUUCAAUGGCCUUCUACUGCAGGGAUUUUACCAGAAAAUCUACCAAGCAAGUUGUGCGGGGACUCCACUCACGUUUCACAGUGGUGCUUUUCCAUUAUGUCAGUUUGCAUUUGUUUUAAAACUUCAGAUUGCCACACUUCAUUGGUCAAAGCAAGCCUUAUUCAUUAGGCCUUAAAUUACAGAAAUUCUUCCCCACACACUACGAGUUCAUCGCAUUAAAGAGGCUUCCAGCUUCUCAAUAAGAACGUGACAUUUUGAAUCAUGGUUAUGACUUCUCUCCCUUGUUUUGUUUUUGUAUUAUAGAAAUAGCACCUUCUUACAGAGUUUUUAUGUGGUUUUUGCCAUGAAUCCUUAUACACAGUAAUAAUUAUAACUUUUGCACAAUACACCAAUCCUAAAGGCAGCUAUAAAAUGUUUACAGUUUCUAUAUUGUAAGAAGGAUCUGGAUUAUUUUAAUCUUCCCAGGCCAAGCAGUUGUGAAUUGUGCUGAACUGAAGUAUGUCUAUACUACAGUUAUGAGGGUCCUGAUGUGCUUUCUAUCGGUUCUUUAUUCGUGUAAAAAGUGACUAAGGGUUGGUGCCUUGUAAAUAUGUAGCAAACCUUUGAUGUGGUGUGUCCUAUGUGUGCAUUAACUUUAUUAAAAAGAGAAUACUUGAGAAGUAUGAAUAUCUAGACAAAAGGUGCCAAAUGCAAAAGUUACUUGCAUCUAUUUUCUUUUUGUCCUCUCAUAUUUUUAUAGUAUUAAUAGAGAUUGUGCAGCUAAGUGGUAACUUCAACAUUUGAAAGGUUCCUCCUCUUCGAAGCAUAACGUGAUUUUUGAUAGUAGCUCGGCUACCUCUAUUUACAACUACUGGAAAUUUAAAAGAAAAUAGAUGCUAUUAUUCAGUACGUGUUGAAGAAGUACUGGCAAGAAGGAGCUGUAGAAGGAUGGAAUUGUUCACUGAGUUGUGUAGUAAAGAUAUCUUUAUUGACACAACGAAAACAAAUCUAAGUAGUUAUCAGAGUUUUCAGAAGCGUAACGCUUUCAGCAGACGGCAGUUUGUUGGUGCAGAUAGGCCAACUGUCUCCCACACAUUUCUGCUGCCACUUACUCAGUGCAAAUCUGUGUUUGUUUUAGUUUGCCCCUUGAAGCUGCUGGGGAAGCAGAAUGGAACUCUGGUGGCUGGCAGUGCUGGGAAGUUGCUAUUCCAUCCUCCGCAAGAACUCUGGUAUCUCAAGCUUCCAGAAGCAAAUUCAUGUUGCACUGUAUUGUUGUGAUACUGCAGAAUGCUAACUUGAAAUCAGAAAUCAUUUUGGUAGUAGCAGUAGUAGUAGUAGUAGUAGUAGUGGUACAGUAUGUGAUGAUACGAGGGAAACAUAGAGGCUUUUCUGUGGGUGCCAGACCCAGCAGCCAGGAGCAGGCGCUUUGCGUGGGCUGAGCUGGUGGUGGCAGCCUCUUUGCUCAGCAGGGUCUGCUUGGAAUGCGUGUGGGACUUUGGUUUUCUCCUGUUGUCUAAAAGAAUCUGACAGUUCCAGCUCGGUUGAGUGAGUUAGGUUACACCAAGAGAAGAAAAGGGAAAAAAAAAAAAAAAAAAAAGAUUAGAAAUUUUUGGUGGAGUUUUUCAAUAUUCUUUUUAAAAACAACAGACAAAAACUUUCAUCCAGUAUCCGUAAGUUCUUCUGUGCACGGCUUGGUCAAUGAUUCUGGAAAACCUCAGGCAGCAAAGAGUAACCCAUGUAUAUUCUCAAAUGCAGAAAGAAUUUAGUUUUUGCCUCUCUAUAUUAAGCACUAUCUGUUUUAUCUCGCUUUCCAGAACCUCGUUAGAAACAAAAUGACUUGAAAAAAGGCAAAGGUUUAGUUUUGUGAUGGAGGAAAGUAUACCCUAAAUUGCUCAGAGCAUUAGUAGGAGUUAAUGGUACAGUAGAAAAAUCACACUUUAUCAACUGUUUUGAAUCAGCCAUAAUCCGUUUCUGAACUUAAUUCAGUUGUGUCUUGGUGGAAAUAUAGUGCAGAGACACUGCAAGUUCUGUACUAGGCUUUAAAGUAUAAAUACCUGUCCUAUCAUCUCUCUCUCAUUUUAUAUAUAUAUAUAUAUAUAUGCUUAUAUAUUUAUAAAAAGAAAAUAAUGUAUUAUUUCUUUGACUGAUGGCUCCUCCUACAUAUGGUAACCAGGAAUAGCACGUACACAUCAGCUCAUAGUCAGAGCCGUACCUCUUUUAGAUCAGUCCUGUUGAGCUAAUGUAAACACUAUGGUUUCUGUUCUAAAGCCUGAAAAUCUUGAAAUGCAGAAGAAAUGUUUUCCAUAUAUUUCUGACUGGCUGAAGAUCCACUUACAUAUUUAUUUUGUGUAGGGGUUGGGGGGGGGAGAUAAUUACAUGGAUUCCAGAUAAAUCAUUUUAUAAUUUGUGUAUUUUAGCAACAGUUAGGAUAAUAUUAAACAUAUUCUCAAAUGUAUCUUUUCUAUGUAAUGAAGUACUGUGAAGAUAACAGUGAAGCAUCACUUUGCUGUGGCGUAAGUAUUAAUCAUAUGUGUUACAUGGUUAAGAGCUAGGCAGCAGGGCGUGCUGGAACAACAAAGCUAUUGCUUAUUUAAAAAGAGAACAAAAAAAAACUGCUUUUUUUGUGCAUGAGAACUUUUUUGUAAGCAUGAAAAAUAACUUGGUUUUAGAGAUGUUAUUUUUACUCGAUUCUGUAUCUGGAUUCCUUCUCUGAGUUGGGCAAACGAUUUCUCAUCGCCUCAUUCUGUGGGAUGAUUUUAAUGUUAUGGCAACUUGGAUUCUUUCUCUCAAAUCCCAGAUGCUGCCAGGAGCCACUUAUUGCUGCAGGAAGCCCUGCGGGUGCAGCAGCAGUGAGCUGGUUUAAGCCUUGUGCUGUCUACUCCAAAAUUGGACCUAAGAGAAAGGUUUGUGGGCUUGGUUAUUACAUCCCUGAAGGCUAGCAAGGCGUGUGUGCAGGCCUGGGGCUCCUCUGCUGCUGCUGGUUAAUUCUUGAGCUUCUGUUCUGCAAGAUGCAAGCAAGGUUUUCUCUAGCCGUGAUAGGCCAGGCGUUCUCCGGCUGCAUGGCCCUUCUCCUGAGUGCUGGAGACGUGGGGGCACUCUGAGCUGCCCUGGGAAAGGGGCUUCUGCCCAACGGGUCACUGCAGCGGAUCCUCACCCCCAGCUUUGUGCUCUGUGGUGAUGGGGCUGAAAGUCUGUAUUCUUGGAUUUCUCCUGGCUACAGAUCUGCUCUCUGUACCACUCCCAUAUUUCCCUGGACCAGAGUGUGAAUGACCAAGCUCCCUUUGCAGUUCUGAUGUGCUGCUGCAUCUCUUUUUACCUGAACUUUGCCAGCAUUUGAUUUUCUGUCUUUUGCUUUUCCACUCGUUGUGUUCCACCCCUCUUCUUUAGCUUCCUGUUAUUGCCCCAUCGGUUAUUUAUGAUACUUUUGGAAUUCUGUGGUAUCUCAAUGGAUUGUGUUUCAGCCAGGCUGUUAGAGUGUAAGACUUCAUUCUUUUGCCUCCUGUUUGUCUGGCAGAUGAACUUUCCCACCACUCCCCAUGUUUUUCAUAUCUUCCUCUCUCAGUGUCAGCACCAUUCCCCAGCUGCUGGAGGUGCCUGGGAUGCAUCCAUCGUCUCUCCUCUUUCUCAUCCCUCUCAUUGCCACUCUUAUUAAAAAAGAGUGAGUCCACUGUGCUUGCUUCAUAGGGCUUGGAACAAUCUUGGGUUAUGCUUUCCAGUAAUAGAAGUUUGCUGUGGCACUGUAAGCUGAGGUCACUCCGUGUCCCGGGCGGCUCCACCCUGCAGGUGAGCCAGGCAUUGAGGCACUGAGAAGUAAUUUGUGGAUGGUUUUUCGGUUGCCUAAAAUGUUGUACCUUUUGCAUAUCUUGGUUUUCCCUGAACGUUCUCUGAAACGUACGCCUCAGCUGCUACUUCUGCACAAAGCAUGCCGAGCCCUGGGAAGAACAGGCGUUGUGUGCUAGCAAAAAACGUGUUCAAUAUGGAAAGAUAGACUGAAAUAUAUUGCUUUUGACAAUGGUGGAGGCUCUGCUGACCUCAAAAAGCAAGAUAACCUUGGCAAGCAUUGGGGAAUACUGCUCCCACAUGUCUGACAACUGCUCAAAAUCACACACUGCUAAUAUAAGGGGAAAAGAAGCUGGAAUCUCUGAUUUCUGAUAAGAGCUCAAGGUUUCCACCUCAUCUUUAACUUUGGGUGGUGAAGGUUGGGGAAAGCCAAAUAGCUGUUGGUGUAGGGAUGUGUUGGCAGCCCCACGGGGCAUUGCUGAGCUGUGUCACGAGUUCCAUGUUUGAGUGGUGUGUUUGUGUGCCUGCAGUUCUUGAUUUACUUCUUUUAAUUGUCACGGCAAAGCUUUAUGAGUUGCUAAUUACAGGAUAGACCGAAGGAGCAGUUACCAACCCGAGCAGAAAUCUCCAUUAGGACCAUAGGGAGCUGUCAUUGUGUUCUUACAAGUAUGUAUUAUAGAAAAUUACUGCCCAUGUGCGAUAGAUAAUUUUCCAAUAUUAGUAUAUCGGAGGUGUACGCCUUUGGGGAAAAAAAAACAAACACAAAAAAACUUCUUUCUGUACAGUAACAGCCUGCAAAACUUAAUCUAAAAGUUGUCUUCUUUAGCAUUAGAAAUGCAGAGACCUGUUGGGAGCUUCUUCAUGUUUAAUACGUUACGUUCGGCCCACAGCAAACGUACGCAACUGUGCUAUGGAUCCCUGAACGUUCCCAGUGGAAUUGCUGUCACAGCCUUAACUCUAGUAUUAUACAAAUGGUGCUUAAAUACAUUUAUGUGCAUGGAUGUGGGUACCUGAUACAAGAACUCAAAACGGAGCAGCUUAGCGCUGCAUUGGAGACUCGCUACUCCUGGGAAAUAACUGCAGCCACGUUGGUGAACUUCCAGAUGUGGAGCUCUCUGGAAAAUACGUAACCUCGGGGACAGUUAAGGGCAGUCGCUCCAUUCUCGGGUUGCUUUUUGCAUUGGCAGAGCUGGGCGGGAUGGGACAGGGGCUGCUGCUCUGGAAAACCCCAGAUGUAUUCAGAAAUCUGAGUCUGGUUGUUCUUUUUUUCCAUAGAAAUAUCAAUAUAGGCUUUUCAUUCCUACAUGCGUUGUUAUAGCAGACUUUGCUUAGAAGUACCGGUCCUUACCGCUGGUGUUGGAGCAGUGACAUUCACCACAUUUAGGCUCUACAGUUCAUGCUCUGGAUGACUUCAAAUACUCCAAGAAUGCACAAAGCUAUCAGAAUUAUAUACUUUCUCUCUUGAUUUGUGGUUUUUUUUUUUUUCAGGUGAUAUUUAUGCCCAUAUCUUCACAUCCGCUAUCUCAGGUCCCUUUAAAUGAAUACUUCAGGGAUUUUGAUGCCAUUUGUUGGCAGACCAAAUGUAAUAUUUAUAUGCAAUGAGCUGUUAGUUUUUGUAUUGUACAAAUGUAAAUUUGUAAAGAUUUUUUUCUAGAGUUUUUUUGAAGUCACUUAUGUAAUCUAGGAUGUUUCAUUUUCCAGCUGUGGGAUUGUCUUAAUAAAAAACAAACAAAAAAACAAAGCAGAGAAACUGA
Gallus gallus (chicken) is the source of this 13199-nucleotide messenger RNA. It is a transcript of the gene BRWD3, whose product is annotated as bromodomain and WD repeat domain containing 3. Gene Ontology annotation, molecular function: protein binding. The record is from RefSeq and is a predicted model, not a curated record. The coding region runs from base 2328 to 7652 and encodes 1774 amino acids. The transcript is spliced from 39 exons. Lineage: Eukaryota; Metazoa; Chordata; Aves; Galliformes; Phasianidae. Gene Ontology annotation, cellular component: nucleus. Gene Ontology annotation, biological process: regulation of cell shape; regulation of transcription by RNA polymerase II; cytoskeleton organization.